Molecule: messenger RNA, 2803 nt
Organism: Macrosteles quadrilineatus (aster leafhopper)
Lineage: Eukaryota; Metazoa; Arthropoda; Insecta; Hemiptera; Cicadellidae
Gene: Galphaq
Product: guanine nucleotide-binding protein G(q) subunit alpha
Exons: 9
Coding region: 887-2077 (396 amino acids)
Biological process (GO): phospholipase C-activating dopamine receptor signaling pathway; adenylate cyclase-modulating G protein-coupled receptor signaling pathway
Cellular component (GO): heterotrimeric G-protein complex
Molecular function (GO): G protein-coupled receptor binding; guanyl nucleotide binding; GTPase activity
Source: RefSeq, a predicted model, not a curated record
UAUUUUCAUUGACAGUUCUGAGUUCACACAUUGAUCUUAUUAUUGCUAUAAAUGCGUUUUAAAUAUUAAUUUUAAAGUCUAUUCGAACUACUUUAUAUUGGGCGACCCUCUAUUUCAGAAUAAUAGAAAUUUGUUCUUAUCCUGUUCAAAUAUUCCCGCUGAAUUUGUCGUAUUAUGUUUUCGAACUGUGGCAUUAUGGGAUUAUUACGGCUAAAACUGACUGAACUGAACUGAGCGCCAGCGCCAUCUUGUGAAGAGGCGUCUGCUGUACACCGAGUCGUAUAUUUUAAUUUCUAUUGUGCGGGUACACGGGUGUUAUUGUGUGUUUUCGAUGGAGCUAGAAUUAAGUUUGCCUUAUUUGUGUUUUCAUGUAUCGUGGUGCAAAACUUGUCGUUUUCAAUACUAAAGUAAAAAGUGGCUAACAAGGGAUCGCCUCCCUCGAAACCUGGCCGAUUGUACUCGAUUUAAUCUUGUUACUUUACACGUGAACGUAGAAAUGAUUGGCUUCUUAAAUUGAAUUUGUGUAAAAGGAUUUCGUGAGGUGACGCUAAAGGGCUUCCAGUAUAAAAGUGUUAUACCGCAGAAAAGUACUUCAGUCGGGUAAGGUUCGAGCAGACAGACUAUUGCGUCGUCUGUACCCACCACACCCAAGUGGCAGUGGACAGUGUAGUAGUGAUCCCUUCCACGGGAAUCAAAAGUGUGAGUGCGUGUGCAUGUGUAUGAGUGUUUAUCGUGUGAAAAACCUCGUUUAUUUUAUGUUCAUUCCUUCGUGGGAGUGAGCGGUGUUUAAUAAAAGGGUCGAUCAACGAGGCCAAAACGGCAGGCAAUAUAGGAAUAUUAAGAUAAUAUUGGGUGAGCAACCCUCCGGAGUAGCCUAGGCCAAAACAUGGCGUGUUGCCUGUCAGAAGAAGCGAAGGAGCAGAAAAGAAUAAAUCAAGAAAUAGAACGGCAACUUCGGAGGGAUAAACGAGAUGCAAGGAGGGAGCUCAAAUUAUUAUUAUUGGGCACUGGAGAAUCUGGAAAAUCAACAUUCAUCAAACAGAUGCGAAUUAUCCACGGGUCAGGUUACUCAGAUGAAGACAAACGAGGCUUCAUAAAACUUGUCUACCAGAACAUCUUCAUGGCCAUGCAGAGUAUGAUACGGGCGAUGGACCUCCUCAAGAUUCAAUACGCCGACUCAUCCAAUAUUGAAAAGGCGGAAUUGAUCCGAAGUGUAGACUUUGAAACAGUCACAACGUUUGAAAGUCCGUACGUUGAAGCGAUCAAGGAACUAUGGGCGGACACAGGAAUACAGGAAUGCUACGACCGCCGAAGGGAAUACCAGCUCACAGACUCUGCUAAGUAUUACCUGAUGGAAAUUGACAGAGUAGCCGCGCCAAACUACCUGCCAACGGAACAGGACAUUCUUCGGGUUCGAGUGCCGACCACGGGAAUCAUAGAGUAUCCAUUUGACUUGGAGGAAAUCAGAUUUAGCUACUUAGACGACAUAGCAAGAGUAGAGGUUCCUGACUAUCUUCCAACAGAACAAGACAUUCUGAGAGCUCGAGCGCCAACCACUGGCAUCAUCGAGUACCCCUUUGACUUGGACUCAAUCAUCUUUAGGAUGGUAGACGUGGGAGGACAGAGGUCUGAAAGAAGAAAAUGGAUCCACUGCUUUGAAAACGUCACAUCCAUUAUUUUCCUAGUGGCUCUUAGCGAAUACGACCAAAUUCUUUUUGAAUCUGAAAAUGAGAACCGAAUGGAAGAGUCGAAAGCCUUAUUCAAGACAAUUAUCACUUAUCCGUGGUUCCAGCACUCCUCUGUAAUUCUGUUCCUCAACAAGAAAGAUCUAUUAGAGGAGAAAAUCAUGUACUCCCAUCUUGUUGACUACUUCCCCGAAUAUGACGGACCCCAAAGAGAUGCCAUUGCAGCCAGGGAGUUCAUCCUACGGAUGUUCGUAGAUUUGAACCCUGACAGCGAGAAGAUCAUUUACUCUCAUUUCACAUGUGCUACAGAUACUGAGAACAUCCGCUUCGUGUUUGCUGCAGUCAAGGACACCAUUCUCCAGUCAAACUUGAAGGAGUACAACCUGGUGUAGUCUGUGGAAAUCAUCGUUACCAUGGCGGCGUACACUAGCGAAACCGGCUCGUUGGUUCUCAUAACCGGUUCCAAGAAACAGUAAACUUGAUAUCUGCCUAUUGUGAAACCGGUUUGUCGUGUACGAUAAACCAGUUUCCUCGGCUUUAACAAUCGGUUUGCUGGCAAACUUAUAUCCGGGUUUCGAUUCCGGUUAUCCGUUCUCAUAGGCCUGCUUUGAUCGUCAUCUUCUGUUCGUUCGUUUCGUCUUCUUUUCUCACAGUCCCGAUCGAUUAAGUUGUGUGUCCGGAAACCGAGCAGAACGGUUUCGCGUGGAAUAAUUUUUCUGUGAUAAUAAAGUAAUCGUGUUUACCUACCCGAAGGAGGCCUGUUAGGACCGUUCCGAGACCAGUUUCAGGCGAACGGUCGGACUCACCCGCCUUAUGGCGACGAAACAAGUGUUUUUUGUUUUUUUUUUAACUUGUCAACCUCUUGAAACAUAUUAUGUUAUCUGUAUAAAGAAGACUUCUGAAUGUCGUUGUUCACAGCUAUAUGUAUGUGUCCGGUGUGAUGUGGACGCUUGAGGUGGAUCCAAUAAGGUUAACGAAGGUCGGGUCCCCCGUCUGGACACAAGCUUUUUUUCUUGUAAAUUGUUGUACGUAUGUAUGUGAAACGGCUUGUCUUUGACAUUUAGGUAAUUUGUAAAUCAACUUCUUGUCAACAAAAAUAUAUACCAAUUUUUCUGAAA